UCACGUGACAAUCUUUUAAUUAAAGAUGAAUCUUUAAUUCCUGGAGACGCCCUAUUGCUGGCCUAACCAUGUGAUUUGACUUCCUGUCAGCUGUCCCGUUAUCUUGGAGAGGAAAUGGCUGCUUGCUUGCUGCUACUUGUGCUUAUGCUGGCUUCUGCAGAAGGUGUGACGUUUCGCUUUGCAUCCUAUUAUGGUGACCACAUGGUAUUACAGAAGAAACCAGCUGGUGCAGUGGUAUGGGGCUACGGGGAAGCUGGCGCCAAUGUUACCGUCUCUCUUUCCAAAGACUGCAAAGUAAUAAUGAAGAAAAUGGCACAAGUUGAAGAGUACUCUGGGACCUGGAAAGUUGUACUGGCUCCUAUGGAGCAUGGUGGCCCUUAUAGUGUGAUAGCAGAGCAGCACUCCAGGGAAGAACCAAAGAAUCUGACGCUGUGGGAUAUCUACUUUGGAGACGUCUGGCUUUGCAGUGGGCAAAGUAACAUGGAGAUGACAGUUUCCCAGAUAAUCAAUGCCAGUAAGGAGCUCUCUGAGGCACAUCUCUAUCCAUAUGUCCGUGUGUUCACGGCCUCUCUUAUUCAGUCUGAAGUGGAACUGCAGGACCUGGCUAAGAUUGACUUGGAGUGGUCUAUACCGACAGCUGAAAACUUGGGUCACGGGAACUUCAGCUACUUCUCAGCUGUGUGUUGGCUGUUUGGCCGUCACUUGUAUGAGACGCUCCGGUAUCCCAUAGGAUUAGUGGAGUCCUCCUGGGGAGGGACCUCCAUUGAAGCCUGGUCCUCAGGAAGGGUGCUGCAGGAGUGCGGGCUCACAGGCGACGCCGGACGGUUUCUUCUUCCCCCGCUGCUUUCUGGCCCUAAGGUUCCCUCUGUUCUCUGGAAUGCGAUGAUCCACCCGCUCCUCAACAUGUCCCUCACGGGCGUUAUCUGGUACCAGGGUGAAGCCAACGCCUUCCUGAACACAGAUCUGUACAACUGCACGUUCCCAGCUCUCAUCGCGGACUGGCGCAGCGCCUUCCAUGCCGGGUCUGACGGGCAAACGCAGCCGCUCUUCCCCUUUGGGUUUGUCCAGUUAUCCACGUUCCGCCGGCAGGCCCAGGAUGACUGUUUCCCCCGCAUUCGGUGGCACCAGACAGCUGACUGCGGCUACGCACCCAACAAGAGAAUGCCCAACACCUUCAUGGCCGUGGCGGUGGAUCUGUGCGACGAGCACUCGCCCUACGGCAGCAUUCACCCCCGGGAUAAACAGAACGUGGCGUAUCGGCUGCACCUGGGAGCCCGAGCUGUGGCAUAUGGAGAGAGAGGCCUGGUCUUCCAAGGCCCAUAUCCUACAAAAGUGGUGGUGGAUGGAGCCAGGGGCCUCAUUAACGUCACGUAUGGCCAGGAACUCCUGCUGCUUCUAAAGCACGACCACAUCUUUGAGGUGUGCUGCUCUCACCGGCCCCAGCUCUCGGCGCCGGAGCCGUGCCAGUGGGUUCCAGCACCCAUGGUGUCUGCAUCUUCCCACACAGUGACGCUGUCCAGCCCUGGCUGCAGGGACACUGGCACCCGCCUGCGCUACGCGUGGGCGGAGUGGCCGUGUGAGUACAGACAGUGCCCCCUCUACAACAAGCACCUGCUGCCAGCACCUCCGUUUGUUAUCGACGCUGCAUUAAAAACAGGCUGGGCCAACUGCUAGGAGGCUGGGCCAGCUCCAGGCACCAGCUGAGCAAGCAGGUGCUUGGGGCGGCCAAUGGGAAGAGGCGGCACGUCGGGCUCUUUGCUGGCAGGUCCCUUGGUCCCUCUUGGAGGGAAGGGCCAGCCACCAA
Molecule: messenger RNA, 1804 nt
Organism: Mauremys reevesii (Reeves's turtle)
Lineage: Eukaryota; Metazoa; Chordata; Testudines; Geoemydidae
Gene: SIAE
Product: sialic acid acetylesterase
Exons: 11
Coding region: 115-1674 (519 amino acids)
Biological process (GO): carbohydrate metabolic process
Molecular function (GO): sialate O-acetylesterase activity
Source: RefSeq, a predicted model, not a curated record